This is a messenger RNA of Rhizoctonia solani, 552 nucleotides long. RefSeq lists its product as uncharacterized. The transcript has 5 exons. The record is from RefSeq and is a predicted model, not a curated record. Lineage: Eukaryota; Fungi; Basidiomycota; Agaricomycetes; Cantharellales; Ceratobasidiaceae. Bases 1 to 552 code for a protein of 183 amino acids.
AUGGGCACAGAAAGUGAUCGCCAGGUUCACCUGCAUUUCAUUCUCCGUCGGAGUGCAGAACGCACCGCCAGGACAGCAUCCCGCCGACUUGCCUGUCAACCCGGGUCACCCCACACACAACCACUGCGCACUGGCACUCACAGUUAUUACCCGUUCCGUCGCACCCAUUGUAGUACCCGAACCCAGUCGUCACCGAAACUUGUGCGGCGGGAUCAGCGACACGUCCGUGCUAGACCCGCAGCCGGCGCACGUCGGGUUCUUCAGCGUCGUCUCGAGCAGCGAGCAGUUCUCGCCGUUGAACCCGCAUGCUCCGGUCUGGAGGUAUGCGAUGGCGGCGACGAGCGGGCCGUUGCUGACGUAGUCGCCGCCGGUCGACAGCACGCGACCGCCUUGGAUCAAGAAGGGUGCGGGAAGUGUGGAUGGAUGGAUGGGGCUUACAGUACCGUAUCCGCAUCGGUUGUCAAAGUGGACGACGUGACGCUCUGCCUGGACGCCGACGGAAGCGACGAGGGCGACGGCGAGAGUGGAGAAGAGAGUGGAGAAGCUGCAUAG